Molecule: messenger RNA, 956 nt
Organism: Effrenium voratum
Lineage: Eukaryota; Dinophyceae; Suessiales; Symbiodiniaceae
Source: the annotation of a GenBank genome assembly
AGCUGUUUCGUAUCAAAUACGUUCAGAUCAGCGGACGCAACCGCUUCACCAGCUGACUAGCUGACUGACUAGCUGAACUGACAUGGCGGUUGCCUUCGACACCAUCCUCCAGGGCGCGUACUCUGGCAUCGAGGAUCAGGUGAAGAGCGUGAUCGGCGACCAGGACGCCUGGGCGGAGCUUUGGGCGAGGCACAAUGCCAUCUUGCAUCCCCCGCCGGCGCUUCCGGACUUGGACUUUGCAAACGAGAUGAUCGUGUGCCUCUAUGCCGGCCAGCAGGGCUCUGGAGGCUACACCGCGUGCAUCCGCAGCAUCGAGGACUCGGAAGAUGGGCGCCGGGUUUCUUUCGAGCUCGGCUGCCCACCGCCCGGGGCCAUGUGCACCGACGCGCUGACGCAGCCGCACCACUUGGUGCGCAUGCCCAGGACGACUCUGCCGGUCUCCUUUCGAGAGGUGGUGGCUCCCGUUGAGGUGGCCACAUCUGCCACCUUCUUGCUGACCUUCGACCCAGCAAAGAAGGAGGAGGCCACACAGAAGGCAAGCGUGAGUGCGAGAGGUGGCUAUAUGUUUGGUUUCUUGUUUUUGUUAUUUGCAACCACCUUGCAAGUGGUUGGACCUGCAUCCCACCUAAUGUUCAGACAAGAGACAACGCCACACAAGCUGGAGUUGCAAGCUCUCGACCUUCAACGUCGGAGUGAGGGUUCUUUGCAUUGUGCUUGCUGCAGACUUCCAGGCCUGGUGACCUUUGAUUGCUGGAGGGGUUUGGAGAACCAAGGUAAAGCCCCCGGAACUAUAGCCAUGACCCACAUAAGGUUGUCGUGGGUCAACCGUUGUGACACCGCCAAGUGCUUCGCACAUGCCUGGCGGCCUCUCUGGCACUUGAACGUGCAGAUGUGAUACCCUUGCGGGUUCAGUUGUGGUCGAAGACAAAGACUUCUUCUUCCACUUCAACAUGCAA